AUGGAAGUCUUUGCCAAUGCGAAUAACUGUCUCGAUGGUCUUCCUGCGAAGAUUCGUAAUUAUGUAGAAGAGAAAAUAAAAUUAUGUCAACCGGCUAAUUUCCAUGUAUGUGAUGGAAGUGAGCAGGAAAAUCAACAACUGCUAGAUGCCAUGGAAGCAGCAGGAGUUGUUCGACGUUUAACAAAGUACAAAAAUUGUUACAUUGCAACAACAGAUCCACGUGACGUUGCCCGUGUAGAAUCGCGUACAGUGAUAUGCACAAAAAACAUGAAUGAUAUUAUUUCCACUCCGACUUCUGGUUUUCCAGUUGUAACUGAUCCAAAUUUACCAAAGAAUUUAAAGCAAACACCGUUAGGCAAUUGGAUGGACACAGAUGAAAUGCUGGAGAUUCUUGAAGAACGUUUCAAUGGCUGUAUGCGUGGUCGGACAAUGUACGUAAUUCCAUAUAUGAUGGGUCCAUAUUCAAGUCCAUAUUCCAAAGUUGCAGUGGAAUUAAGUGAUUCACCAUAUGUCGUUGCUUCCAUGCGUAUUAUGACGCGAAUGAGCUCUAAUGUAUUCAAAGAAAUCAAGACUUCAGAUGGAUCGGAUAUUGUCAAAUGUCUUCAUUCGGUUGGUGUCCCAUUACCAACAGAUAAACCAAUAUGCCCGACGUGGCCAUGUAAUCCUGAGCAAACACUGAUAACGCAUUUUCCCGACAGAAAUGAAAUUAUCAGUUUUGGUAGUAAUUAUGGUGGAAAUUCACUGUGUGGAAAGAAAUGCUUAGCAUUGCGCAUUGGAAGCACAUUAGCCAAGAAUGAAGGAUGGUUAGCCGAACAUAUGUUGAUCAUGGGCGUAACGAAUCCUGAAGGUAUGAAGAAAUAUUUUGUUGCUGCUUUCCCAAGUGCUUGUGGAAAAACGAAUUUGGCAAUGUUGCAACCUGUUGGUAUUCCAGGAUAUAAAGUUGAAUGUAUCGGAGAUGAUAUUGCUUGGAUGCAUUUCGAUGAAGAAGGUCGUCUGCGAGCCAUUAAUCCUGAGUUUGGUUUCUUUGGCGUCGCACCUGGCACCAGUAAAUCGACAAAUCCAAUUGCAUUAGAUAUGAUACAUGAAAAUACGAUCUUCACAAAUGUUGCCGAAACGAGUGAUGGUGAAGUCUAUUGGGAAGGCAUUGGAGAAAAUUUUGAUGGUCUUCAUGAGCCAACCAUACGUUCAUGGAAAAAUAAACGAUGGUCAGUCGAUUUAGGUGAGCCAGCUGCUCAUCCAAAUAGUCGAUUCUGUACAACAAUCAAACAAUGCUCUAUCCUUGAUCCUGCGUGGAAUGAUCCUCAGGGUGUACCAAUCGAAGGUAUUAUUUUCGGUGGGCGUCGACCGGCAGGUGUACCACUAGUCUAUGAGUCAUUUGAUUGGCAACACGGCGUUUUCGUGGGUGCCAGCAUGCGAUCGGAAGCUACCGCUGCCGCAGAAUUUAAAGGCAAACAGAUUAUGCACGAUCCAUUUGCAAUGCGUCCAUUCUUUGGAUACAACUUUGGAAGUUAUCUUGCUCAUUGGUUGUCGUUUGGAAAGAAAGAUGGACUUCAGUUGCCACGAAUUUAUCAUGUGAAUUGGUUUCUUCGAGAUCCGGAAACGAACGGUUUUCUUUGGCCAGGUUUCGGAGAAAAUAUUCGCGUAAUUGAUUGGAUAUUUCGACGUUUAACAAACCAAGCAUCAGCACGAGAAACACCCAUUGGUUUAGUACCUGACCAGGCAACUUCGGACGGCAUCCGUGGCGGUGAAGUAAAUCCUGCUCUGUUGGAAGUCUCCAAAGAAUUCUGGUUGAACGAAUGUCAAGCAAUGAAUAAGUACUUCGAAGAAAACGUCAACACAAAUUUACCAGAAGAUAUUCGUACAGAGUUAAACAAUCUUCAGAAGCGUUUAUUACAAAUGUAG
Messenger RNA from Adineta ricciae, 1902 nucleotides. Lineage: Eukaryota; Metazoa; Rotifera; Eurotatoria; Adinetida; Adinetidae. The record is from the annotation of a GenBank genome assembly.